This is a messenger RNA of Candidula unifasciata, 330 nucleotides long. The record is from the annotation of a GenBank genome assembly. Lineage: Eukaryota; Metazoa; Mollusca; Gastropoda; Stylommatophora; Geomitridae.
AUGCCCUACAUUAUAAUAAGCACCCAAGUUCGCCUUGAUGUUGGUCCUACAUUUGUUGGUGAUGAAUGGAGCGAUGAGGAACUGAUGGACUACUUGGAUGCACAGCUGAUAAAGCAGCUUGGAAAUAACUAUGCCCAGUACAAAACUGAUGAUCCACCACGGGCUGUACUUGAGAAACUUGAACUUAGGGGUUUCAAAGUUGUGGCCAUGGCUGGAGUUGGUCAGACAUGUAUUUGGACUCUACACAAGCCAUUAUGUGAGGGAGAUAAGACCUUGGACAGCCCAGAUAUUUUUGAAAGCCACCAGAUGAAUCGCAAUGGUCAUGUGUGA